Messenger RNA from Dunckerocampus dactyliophorus (ringed pipefish), 2866 nucleotides. RefSeq names its product ST3 beta-galactoside alpha-2,3-sialyltransferase 8 (gene st3gal8). The record is from RefSeq and is a predicted model, not a curated record. The transcript is spliced from 9 exons. Gene Ontology annotation, molecular function: beta-galactoside (CMP) alpha-2,3-sialyltransferase activity. Lineage: Eukaryota; Metazoa; Chordata; Actinopteri; Syngnathiformes; Syngnathidae. The coding region runs from base 345 to 1442 and encodes 365 amino acids.
GUGGGCGGGGCCUUUUCGCAUCCCCCGCGACCCCCUCCUCCUAAUCCAGUCCAGUGUAGAAGAAAGACCUCCGUCAACGAAACUUGUGUCGCCAUAGUUCCUGUGUGCACCAACAGAAAAGGGGCGUUGUGUCCAAGAAGGGUGUUAUCUCACACACAGACACAUACACACACACUCAUCUGCUCCAUGGAGAUAAAAGUGAAGCGAACGCUAGCAGGACCCAGGCAGAGGUCCAGAUGAGGGCAGCAGGAGGGCUCCAGCUAUGCUAACACAACGGACUUAAUAGCUGCUUGUUCCCAAGCCUCCUGCUGCUACUGCUGCCACGCCCCCUUGAACGUCCAGCCAUGUUGCUGAAGAGGAAGCUGUACGUUGUCGUGGUGAUCGCCGCCGUCCUCCUCCUCAUGCUCGCCAGUCAGAGUAUCCAGAAGAGGCAUUUCCUCUCUCUGUCCUUGGACACGCCCCUCAGCUGGGCCACAACCACUGGGGAAGACUUCAGGAGGGAGCCAGCGCAUCCUGCUGGCAUCCCUGGCACACACAUUCCUCCCAUCACCACAAGGCUUGAGACCCAGAUAGAGAACUCUGAAGAUGACACAAGGCCCUGCGGUUGCUCCCAGUCCUGCGUCUCGGAUCUGAGCGUGUCAGAAUGGUUCAGCCGUCGCUAUGAUCCCAAACAGCAGCCGGUUCUCCACGGUGGCGAAAACAGCUUUGACCCCGAUGCCCUCACGUGGUGGCUGAGUCUUCAGCGCACCAGUAAUGACCUAACUCUACAGGAAGUGAUGUCAGAGAUGUUCAAGGUCAUUCCCCGUCCCAAUGUGGACUUCAUACCUCGACCUUCGCGUUGCCGUGCUUGUGCGGUGGUGGGAAACUCCGGCAACCUGCAACAGUCCGAACACGGCAAACUGAUCGACUCCCACGCCUCCGUGAUCCGAAUGAACAAGGCCGUGACUCGAGGUUUUGAAAAAGAUGUCGGGAAUCGCACAACGCAUCACUUCCUGUACCCGGAGAGUGCUGUGGACGUGGAGCGUGGUGUUAGUCUCAUUCUGCUGCCCUUCAAGCUCAGAGACCUGGAGUGGCUGACCAGUGCUCUGUCCACGGGACAGGUCAAAAUGACGUACAUGAGAGUGAAAGACAGAGUGGAGGCAGAUAAAGACAAGGUUUUGGUGGUGAAUCCAGUUUUCUUUAAAUACAUUCAUGAUCGCUGGACCGAGCGUCAUGGUCGCUACCCGUCCACUGGCAUGGUGGCCAUCAUCUUUGCUCUGCAUACCUGCGACCAGGUGUCAGUGUUUGGUUACGGUGCAGACAAGCAAGGCAACUGGCAUCACUACUGGGAGGAGAACCGCUAUGCUGGAGCCUUCCGGAAGACUGGUGUCCAUAGUGCCGACUUUGAGACUCAAGUGAUCCAGCAGCUCGCAAAGGAGGGAAAGAUCAGCCUGCACAUGUGAACGGGCCACCUCCCUGCACCCCCUGACACAUGUCUUGACCAGCCCGUGAACAUACGUGGACAUCCACCACUUAAUGAUUAAGAAGAAGCUUGAUGUCAAGUGACUUCAAGUCCUGCUGACUGUCGGCUGUUCUCCUGGCCAGUUGUCGUCUGGCACUGAACAACCAAACUUGAGCUGUCCUAGGGUACACAAGGGUCAGGACUCAGGACAAAGACUGCUCGUCCAUCUUGUGAAAACAUCCAUGUGCCUUUUUGACACCACUGUGGACAAUUCCGUCUUGCACCGUCCUGUAACCACAAAACGUUUCGCGCUGAGUGGGGAACAACCACAAACUUAAAGAACUAUUUGAACUGUAUACUAUUUAGGGAUAACCUCUUUUUUAAUCUGAGCACUUUGCCUUAAACAAAUGGCAGCCAUGUUAUUGCUUCAUCAACCCUUUUACACUGCAUCUUCGGGUGCUUUCAAAAAAAUUCCAAUCACACCUAAAUGCAUCACAGCAAGCCACUUGACAUUGCGCUCUUCUGCAUUCGGUCAACGUCGGGCACUGGAAUUUAAACAGGAAGAUGUGUGUGAAGUGUGAAAAGCACCCUUUCACCGCAAUUUUCAUGGUGGUCGGAAAGGGCACCAAAUCGGGAGGCAUAAGUUGGCCCGGCUAUCUAUCAGUAUCUAUAACAGCUAUCUAUAACAGAGUUUGUGUGAAAGGGGCUUUAAGGAUUACAUUCAGAGAGAGAAUGGUAACCGUCCUGAACCUGCUUGUCUGAUUAUUGGUGAUAUUCCAAACACAUUUUAUGUCUGCAUCAUUUUACAGGACAUCCACAAAGCAUUUCAUCCUAAUUGUUUGUUUCCAAAAUGAAUGAAAGAUACCUUUCCCUCAAAAAAGUUACAGUAAGUGAAAUGGUGACAGAUACUGUCUGGAUGCAGUCACUUAACAUGCCUUAACAUGAUCACACUGUUUUGAACAGCAUUGAUCAGUGAUCGGCCAAAAAAGGAUUUACAGUAAAAUCAUGUAUGUUUGCUUUAAAGAAUGUUAUCGUUUCUUAAUCACUAGAUUACGUUGCAGUAGCUUGUAAAAGUCCAACAACAAAGAACGUAGUCAAGGAGAGAAGUCACCUGUACAUUCGUACAUUCAUGACACAUUAUUUUGUGCUGUCGUAAGUGUAAAUUAGCGUGACUUGAAGGUAGCGCUGAAGUGGACUCCCUGUACUGUGAAUACUGAAAUCCUCUUGCUGAUUAUCAGUCGUGGAUAAAUGUGUGUGCAAAUGGCAAUGAAGGAAAAUAUGGAUCAGUCAGUAUUUGUUUCAUCAUAUUCUGCAUAGGCUUUUACUUACAAACGUAUGAAUUUUGCAGAAUAAUAAAUUCCCAUAGAUAAAAAUAUGGGAAUUAAAAAGAACAAUAUGAAUGCAAAGAAUAAAGUGAACUAUAAA